Messenger RNA from Lingula anatina, 2763 nucleotides. Its product is annotated as microphthalmia-associated transcription factor. Lineage: Eukaryota; Metazoa; Brachiopoda; Lingulata; Lingulida; Lingulidae. The record is from RefSeq and is a predicted model, not a curated record. Gene Ontology annotation, cellular component: nucleus. Gene Ontology annotation, molecular function: DNA-binding transcription factor activity, RNA polymerase II-specific; protein dimerization activity; RNA polymerase II cis-regulatory region sequence-specific DNA binding. Gene Ontology annotation, biological process: regulation of transcription by RNA polymerase II.
CAAAAACAGGUUCAUAGUGUUUGCACAAUAGAGUUUUUUCUAGGCCUUGUAUGAAGGUUUUUAAUAAGUGUAUUUGAAAAGAAAAGAAAGGGAAAGCAGGUUCAUAGUUCUUAGUGCUUAGCAGGCAAUCGCUUGGAGUUCUCACUUUUCUUUCUAGCAAACUGCUCAGUUACACUGGGUCAGUGUUAGUCAGCGGAGCAACUGUCGCUGUCGUGAACAUCUAAAUUUAUACAUCUCUGUCAGAGAGCAAAACUUACCCUUAUCUUUAUUGAUUCAGCCUUGCAUUGUGCACUGACUCUUAGAGAAUACUAUUUAAGAAAAAUACAUGUGCAAAAAGUUCAUACAACUCCAAAGAAUUGCUUGAUUUGAUCUUUUAUCCAUCAGCACGCUGGAUUCCAAAUAUGGUAUCAAUGACCCAAAUAUGGUGAUGUAGGGGAGGUUCAUAUGUUUUGAUUGGGCUGCCUUAUUGGUUGUUAAAUCGGGGUUGACAUAUAUGGAAAACUAGGUCAACAGGAUGUGUCAAUCAAAUGAAAAUAAUGUUCUAAAAGAGAAACUUGAUAAAGUCCUUUAAAAAUGAUCAAAAAUAUGUCUUAAAAUGAAAAACAAAUUAGUAUGGCUUUAAGUGUGCCUAAAUGUUUUCAUUCUAACAUGUGGUAUAACUUUCAACUGCAUUUUUAACGGAUGGAGGUGAUUUAGGUGCUUGGCAAAAGUGAAGGUACAACGAUGACAUCACCUCUUUCGGCAAGAAGUGGGCGUCCUUCCAGGGGUCAAAAUUACAAUAUAAACUCUGCUUCCAAUAAAACACACUUCCUCCUACGGCAUGGUCACAAUACUCAAAGAGAAAGAGCUUUAGUAUUGUCCUUGCAUUUUUGUCAUAUUGACUGCAAGUUUUCUGGAGAACAAAGGCAUUUUACUUGGAUCUUAGAAAUGCAACAAAUCAUAAGGAAAAAAUUUGGUGAUUUCAUGGUGGAGAGAGAGCACUGGUGCCAGUAACUAACAAACACAAGACAGAAGAAUAGUUGAGAAGUAUCUCUUGAGUGAAAAUAGUUGUGGAAAUAACUUACAAAAAGUUAUCAGGACAGAAACAUUAUUCUGCAGCUUAACAAACUAAAAUCAAGGCAUUUGCAACAAUUUUUGAAAGCUGCAGGCAGCCCAACUCAGUGAGAAUGAUUGACUACUGUCACUAUCAGCAGGGGCCGUGUGAACAUUACGGCUAUAGUUACAGUGAAUAUUACAGUCGUUAUUACAAUGCCAGGUGCUAUGCUGAAUGUGGGAGACAGUAUUUGUUGCAAGAAGGAUACAGUCCACCGACAGAGGUUAAAAAUGCCCACGUCAGCACGCGAGCCAACAUGAAGCAGCUGAUCAUGAAGCAACAACUUCAGGAUCUCGAUCGCAAGGAGCUGCAAUAUUCACAGUCGUUGCCGUCAAGGUCUGAGCAGUCGUCUGCCAUUAACAUGCCCGACUCUGGUAGCACAACCACAGAGGUCCCUCCACAGGUUUUGCAGGUCAAAACCAGACUAGAGAACCCCACAAGAUACUAUGUGCAGCAGACGCAAAAGCGCCAAAUUCAGAGCUACAUCACGCACUCCAAGGACGACCUGGGCACGCACUCCAUGCCUGCGAUGACCCACCAUUACGACACGGGGCACCAACUCCACAGUAGCAGCAUGCCAGUGGCUCCUGACAGCCCCUUGUCAGUAGGUGUCAGCAGCACUUGUACCAGUGUCUCAGAGGCAGAUGAUAUUUUGGGUGACUUUCUCAACCUUGAGGCAGUGGACCCCUCCAUGGACAGUGACCUGAACUUUAUAGAGCCAACACUGACUCAGAUGUCCUCAACAGUACCUCACUUUAACUAUACACAUGAAUAUUAUGGAGCCACGGGCACAACAGCUCGUGGAAAAUCGUCCAGCUCUUGUCCGGCAGACAUCUUGGUGAAGAAGGAGACGCCAGGCUAUCUGAAUGAGGAUGAGGCCAGAAUGUGGGCCAAAGAAAGACAGAAGAAAGACAAUCAUAAUCUCAUUGAAAGAAGGAGGCGCUUCAACAUUAAUGAUAGAAUCAAGGAGCUAGGAACUCUGCUACCCAAGGGAUGUGACCCUGAUUUUCAUUACAGGGAAAAGGACAUGAGACAGAACAAAGGAACCAUCCUCAAGGCCUCGGUGGACUACAUUCGCAAGUUGCGGAAAGAUCAUGAGAAGUUGAAAAUGAUGGAGGAGCGACAUCGGAGUUUAGAAUCCACAAACAGAAAAAUGAUGCUCAGAAUACAGCAACUGGAACUGAUGAUGAAGUCACAUGGUAUUUCAAACCCAGCUCUCAGCCAAUCAAAUGCACAGUUACUUGGUGAUGUCAUCAAGCAGUCACAGCUCCCCCUACAGAUCAAACAGGAACCUGUGGAACAAGGCGGCUGUAUGUCCAUGAAUGGUGCUGCACCCAUGAUGGGAAUUGAAGACAUGGACGAUGUUUCGCCUGUCAGUGGAGACCCAAUGCUCUCGUCCUCUCCAACAGGAAGCAGACGAAGCAGUUUCAGUCUCGAUGAACAGGACAGUCAUGACUAUAUGGGUUAAUUAUGAAAGAUUUAUUUUUUGGGUGGUUUCACAUGGUUGUUAGAUGGUUUUGGUAUACAAUCAGUCACACACUGCUCUAAAACUGGAGAAACAGUUCCAAACGGUUUGUUUCAAACAUGUUGUUUCUGUUGUAGUCAACUUCUCAAGGUUAAUGAUGGUCCAUAUCGGUUUGCUAAAAUUUUAAAAGUAUCUGAUUAGCUGA